AUGGAGAGCCGAAAGAUGUUCCUCGCCUUUCUCGCCCUCUCGAGUCUCACCGUCUUUGCUCUCGUUCUUCCAGUUGGCCCUAUACUCUGGCAACAUACGGUCACGGCAUAUUACGCAUCACAGCAUGACAAACUAGCGCAUGCUCUCUGGUGGGAUCAAUGGUACUCAUGGGUCCUCUUUGCUGGCCCCCUCGGUCGUUUGCCUGUCGGGGUUGUCUUUGGUUUCCGCCUUUUGCGCCUUCAGAGGGGGCCGAAUACAACCAAAUCCCUUGGAUCAAUGAUUAGCGAGCCAUCUCUUACGAUAUUUAUUGUAGUCCAGAUCGCUCUCUGCUUAGCGCUCUUCACAAUGGCACUUUUGAUCCUUGGGAUCCGGGAUGUUCUACAAGGCCACACGACCUUUGACAGGAUAAUAGGCCCGCGCGGCAAGCUGUAUUGGAUACCCGCCGCCGAUGACGAUACGUUGUCGGAAGGUGAAGUGAUUGCGUGUCCCUCAGGUGUCAAUGCGUAUGAUCUCGGAUGGCAGCGCAACUGGGCCGACCUCGUGGCACGUCCCCUCAUCGGCACCGUCUGCCUUGACCGCGAUGUGAUUCCUGUGGUCAAUGCGACAACGGUGUUACAUGAAAAGGCCCAACGUAGGUCAGGCGCAUAG
Molecule: messenger RNA, 648 nt
Organism: Serendipita indica DSM 11827
Lineage: Eukaryota; Fungi; Basidiomycota; Agaricomycetes; Sebacinales; Serendipitaceae
Source: the annotation of a GenBank genome assembly